Messenger RNA from Blumeria graminis f. sp. triticale, 306 nucleotides. The record is from the annotation of a GenBank genome assembly. Lineage: Eukaryota; Fungi; Ascomycota; Leotiomycetes; Helotiales; Erysiphaceae.
AUGGACUCAAUAUGUGUCGCAACAUUUCUUCUUUCAGUCGGGAGCCCCUACAUUGCCGAUCGCAUGGUUUUGACCGAAUUUUCAAGGACUCACGCAUAUGUCUACCGCGAGAUAAGUAAAGCGCAUCAGUUCCCCUUGCGCAAGCCUAGUUCAGAUGUUUUCAUGAUUAAGAGCGACACUCAAAGGCCUGGGACAUCUUACGCAAUCUACUGCUCGCAGAAAUGGAAUGGGAAAAACAUAAUGGAUGGACUUCUCGAUCAAAUAAUUCCCUUCACUAUUGAUGGUCCAAGUAGAGAUAAUGGAUGA